Zophobas morio is the source of this 2608-nucleotide messenger RNA. RefSeq names its product SCY1-like protein 2. NCBI's taxonomy places the organism in Eukaryota, Metazoa, Arthropoda, Insecta, Coleoptera, Tenebrionidae. Bases 63 to 2495 code for a protein of 810 amino acids. The transcript has 4 exons. Gene Ontology annotation, biological process: protein phosphorylation. The record is from RefSeq and is a predicted model, not a curated record. Gene Ontology annotation, molecular function: ATP binding; protein kinase activity.
CGUCAAACAAAUGUCAACAAUGUCAAUUGUGCAAUAAAUAAAUAAUUAAUCAUUCUCGAAAAAUGGAAGUUUUCAAUAAACUAUAUUCACAAGUGAGUAGUUCUGUUAGCAGCACUGUGUCUCAAUUAUCGGGGGUCCUACCCGGAAAUCCAGUCACUCGCGAAUUUGACGCAACCACCCACAUUGCAUCCGCAGGCCCAGGCCUAGUUUGGAAAAUCUACAAAGGCUACAAGCGCUCCACUAAACAAGAAGCGUCAAUUUUCGUCUUCGAGAAGCGCCAAUUGGAAAAAUGGAACAAAUCCGACCGAGAAAUCAUUCUGGAAAGUCUGCGCCGCGGUGUCACUCAACUCACGAAAAUCCGUCACCCCCAAAUUCUAACCGUCCAGCACCCGCUAGAAGAAAGUCGCGAGAGUCUUGCAUUUGCAACUGAGCCGGUUUUUGCGAGUCUGGCCAAUGUUCUAGGGAAAACCACAAACAUGCCGCAGCCGGCAAACAUGUCCGACUACAAAUUAUUCGAUGUGGAAAUUAAAUACGGGUUGCUACAAAUCAGUGAGGGGCUUGCCUUCUUGCACAACGACGUGAAGUUGUUGCACAAGAACGUGUGUCCGGAAAGCGUGAUUAUCAACAAUCAGGGGGCUUGGAAGAUUUUUGGGUUGGAUUUUUGCGUGCACAAUACGAACCCGGCGAAUUUACCCCCGGUGUAUCCGUGCGAGGGGUUUUCGCCGACGCUUCCAGAUGUGUGUCAGAGCAAUUUAGAGUUUCUGGCGCCCGAGUGUGUUUUGAAUCAGACGCAUUCAGCUGGUAGUGACAUGUUUUCGGUGGGGAUGUUGGCGUACGUGUUGAAUUCGCCCGGGAAUCAGAGUUUUACGCCAAUUAGGGAUCUUCAACAGUUUCGAGCGAGGGCGCAACAGUUGAAGAAUUUGAAUCUAGGGAAGUUGCAAUGUAUUCCAGAGGCGCUACGAGAGUAUGUUAAGUUGUUGUUGAAUUUUACUCCAGAGUUGAGACCGGAUGCGCAUCAAUUUACUAAAAUUCCAUAUUUUGAUGACGUUGGUAUUAAAACGCUGACGUACUUAGAUUCUCUUCUCCAGUGGGACAAUUUGCAAAAAUCUCAGUUUUAUAAAGGGCUCCCGGAAGCCCUCCCCAAGCUCCCCCAUCGAGUUAAAGUCCAAAGAGUCCUGUCCUGUCUCUCCCGUGACUUAUCCCAACCCGCGAUGGUCCCUUUCGUCCUUCCUAGUAUCCUAGACAUAGCGCAGGAGUGUAAUAAGGACGAAUAUUGCACGCACAUUCUCCCCCACUUAAAACCCGUCAUGAAACUGAUGGAGCCAAUCCAGAUUUUACUAAUAAUGUUGCAAAAAAUGGAACUAUUGUUAAAACUGACCCCCGCUGAAGACAUCCAACAGCACGUUCUACCAAUGUUGUAUAGAGGCUUGGACUCCGACAGCCCCCAAAUCCACGAACUUUGCUUAUCAGUGUUGCCAACUUUCGCGGGUCUUCUAGACCAUUCCAACGUCAAAAACAGUCUCCUACCACGAAUCAAACGCCUCUGCUUAUCAACAUCAAGUCUCUCAGUGAGAGUCAACUGUUUAUUGUGUGUAGGCCGACUUCUCGAACACUUAGACAAGUGGUUAGUCCUCGACGAGGUUCUCCCAUUCCUUCCACAGAUUCCAUCGCGAGAACCCGCCGUCUUAAUGGGGAUUUUAGGCAUCUACAAGUUGGCAAUGAAUCACAAAAAACUAGGUAUAAGUAAGGAAGUAAUCGCCACAAGAAUCUUACCGUUCCUCAUACCCUUAUGUAUCGAGAACGGUCUCACUCUAUCCCAAUUCAACGCUCUAGUAACUCUAGUCAAAGAAAUGUUCCAGCUCGUCGAAACCGAGCACCGCACUAAACUAGAACAAUUGAAUUCGGUCAAAGACGAGCAGAAAGUGUUGGCAGCGACCAUCCCGGCGUACCAACCCACAAAAAAACCAGCGGAGUUGGAUCAAGCUUUCACUGGGUUAGGUUUAGACUCGUUCGUUUCUAUGAGUUUACAAGAAAAGCAAAAAGUUGCGCAACAACAAGACACGUUUAAGGCGUUUCAGAAUCAGCCGGCUUUGGAACCGGUCAAACCGGUUAGUGUGGCCACGCCUCCGAAGGAUCUGUCGUUGACGCUCAUUUCCGAUUGGUCGAACGCUAAUGUGACGAGUCCGGGUGGGGGCAACAACGGGUUUAGUGGGCGUGGCGGGAAUUGGAUGGGUGGGGCGCAGACGAAUUUCGCGUCUCCGCCGAAUCCGUGGAGCAGCAACCAGAAUAGUCAGUUUAAUUUGAACAGGAGUAAUAAUAACGCGCCUCAGACUAAUUGGGAUUCUUUGGAUAAGCUUUUGCCGCUUGGUGGGGCCGGGGGCGGCGCUAAAGUACCGAUGAAUCAAAUGAUGGCGCAGAAGCAACCCUUGAUUCCAGGACCGAGUGUGGGUGGUAACGUUCUUUCGAAGGACGACAUUAUGGAUUUGUUAAGUUAAAAUGCUGCAUUUAUUUAUGUGAUUUUAUUUAUGUGUUUUUUAUUCCACUGAACGAGAUUAUCUUUGUGUAAUCACUUCGCACUACUAUAAUAAUAAAUAAUUGAGAGAAAUAA